Messenger RNA from Stegastes partitus (bicolor damselfish), 1512 nucleotides. Its product is annotated as transmembrane protein 63A-like. Bases 48 to 353 code for a protein of 101 amino acids. The transcript has 3 exons. Lineage: Eukaryota; Metazoa; Chordata; Actinopteri; Pomacentridae. The record is from RefSeq and is a predicted model, not a curated record.
UUGAACGUCAUUCGCCUAAAACAUCUCUGAACUUCACUGCAGGCUUCAUGAGGUCCACGUCUCUGUUCACGCUGGUGGUCCUGUGCGUCACCGUGUUCUUCUGCGUCGGCUACACCUGCUUCGGACACUUCAAGUACCUGAGUCCUCACAACUACGCCGUCAAAGACGAGGACGACGAUAAAGGAGAAGAAGGAGUGGAAGAAAACGCCACGGUUUACCUUCCCAGAGUGCUGAACCCUAAAUCUCCAGCCAGCGGCCUUCAGAAGUCCAAAUCUCAGCAGUCCUACGGCUCCACGGAGGAAACCCCGUCUCCCGAACCCCGUCUGUUGGAGGAGGACGCGUCAGAGGCUUGAAUUCGUCCUGAUUUUAUCAAAUCUGCUUCCUUCACGACUCUGAACACGUUCGGUUCCUGCUGACUGUCGACGGACCGGUUUAACUUUUAUACACCGACGAGCCACAACAUUAAAACCACCUGAACACAGACGUUUGGUGCUGAAAGAAAACUUGCUCGAGGAACACGACAAAGAGCGAAAGAUAACGAACUGAUCGAGCGCCGCCAGAACAAUCCUGAGAACCAAAGGAUCCACUGCCAACACCUCCAGAGGUCCCGCCUUCAUGCCUUCACAGCUCCGAGGUGUUUUGGCAGCAUGAAAGUCGCCUAAUCGACCUUUUUUUUUAGUGUUUAUGCUUCCAUUGAGGUGCAAAAUCCAACAGCUCCAACCGUGACGUGAACCCAGAGUUCACCAAACCAGAUGUUCUGUUGCAGGAAACAGAACAGCGGAGGUUUGUCUCGUCAGCCUGUUUGGGGAAAAAGACAGAAAAACGACUGUUUGACCUUGAAACCAGCUGCCGUCGAGACGUUUCCAGAAGAACGUAGGCUGAAAACAGGCCGACAGAGGUUCCACGUGGACGCUUCCUGCACAAUGUCUUCAAAUUCCUGCAGCGGUUUUAAUGUUGUGGCUCGUCGGUUCAAGUUAACCAGAGAAAACAGUUCAGGAGCUUUUACUUGAUAAUCAGCACUUGACCACACGCUGCGCCAUAAAGGACCAAUCCACCAAAUGUCUCCGUUUAAAUGAAGCCAUUCUGUCUGUCGAAGCCCAUAAUGAAUCCUGCCGACACCAAAGAGGCGGAAACGUCUGCUCUGGUUUUUACAACGUGCCUUUUUUUUUAAAUGUCUGAGCACCUGCCAAGGGAAUAACUUCAUGCUGCACUUUGUGUCGUGUUUACUAAAAAGAGCUUUUGUAAUUUAACGACAGUAGUUUCUGUCAGUGUUUCUGAAGCUUUGCAACCAAAAGAAGCCUUGUUCUGAUGAUUGUUUGUGGUCGUUGUUGUGCCAAUAACAGACGGGGCAGCGUUUACCGUCUGUGUUUAAUGUACCUGUGCAGCUUUUUUGUCUUUUUAAGUGCAAUUAACGAGGAGGUAAAUCCUAGAAGACGCUUUGUUACCUGUCAGACUGGAACUCAGGUUAAUAUUUUGUGUCAGUAUUAAACGUCCUCUCAUGCAGUUUUAAAA